Amoebophrya sp. A120 is the source of this 1564-nucleotide messenger RNA. NCBI's taxonomy places the organism in Eukaryota, Dinophyceae, Syndiniales, Amoebophryaceae. The record is from the annotation of a GenBank genome assembly.
AGGCAAUCUACUACGUAGAUUUUCUCAAGCAUAUAUACACCUGAUUUUUGCAACAACCGCGACACAAAAACCACGACUGCGACGUACCUACUCGCUAUCUUUUUCACGACGUUUAGAUAUGGGAUAAGGGGGUGACGAACUGAAGAGCACACGACGACCGGAACGUAAGUACUUACAGCAUAGGAGGACCUCGCUCCAGCUUUAGUGUUGUGGUCUCACUCACUUGACUCAUUUUUUCAACAUUCUUUGCCGAUUUUCCACUCCGUCCUUUCUAGAUCUUCUUUUCAUUCGAAAGAAGUUUUAUUUUUAAUACUACCUCGCCACCCAUGCCCUGUUUCUACCACGCCACCUCUUGGCGCAACGCCGAGAGCAUCGACAGUAACGGCUUCGUCAUUGGAUGGGGCGGGCUCGCCGGCCCGGGAGUGUACGUUUGCGAGACGGAAGACCAGGCCUGUCGCCGUUGCCGGGGACCAGCCGAUAUGAAUUUUGCAAGAGUACUAUCGUAUGUAGGGGUAAUUGCAUCACAAAUUAUUUGUUAUUGUUCAGCAUAAGAGAGCGAAUUGGAAUUUGUAAUGCGGAUUCGGCGUCAAUAAGAGACUUGUGAUGCAUGAAUGCAAGUACUACGAGUGCGAAACUUUUGCAAUGCAUAACCGAUGUGGUUUUCCAGGUGCGGACGUGGUAUUGGCCUGACGCGGCGCCGGUUCCGGGAAACUACAUUAUUUACAUAUCAACUGCAAAAGUGUCUGGGUCUGGAAGAUUCUAAACUUGUAAUGCUGUCGCUGGAUUCAUCUAAAAACAUUUGUAUUGCAUGACCAGCAAGAGGACUCCAGUUUGUGCUACACGGACAGGGCAUUUCUCAUGCGGUAGAGGCAUCACAAAGUCCUCUAGCAAUAUGUGAUGCUAGGGCAUGCAUCACAGACAUCAUGGGUCAUUCAAAAUAUGCAUGACAAACCUGGCAAUCUUCCAGACCCAGACACUUUUGCAGUUGAUAUUACAACCCGAGCCACGAAAUUCAGUCCUAUCGGUGGUAUUGGGACUGCCAGCAUGGGUAUUCGUAGAUGCAAAUAUUAAAGCGAACGGCUGUUUUUACAACUGCAGCCUUGUUGACAGAAGCCCAAGCCUCGCUUGGCGGACGGGGACAAGGUGCGCGGGUGUAAGUCGUCCUCGUCUAGUGUGACAACGCUGGUGGGUUUUAACUUUAUUCCUUGAGCUGAAGCUUCUUCAAGGCACGAAAAAGACAGUGUAAGAUGAUAAUAGCGCAACAACAAACUACAACUACGGUUUUGGUGUGAAAGGUUCAAAUUGCUGGUGGAACAUGAACAAUGACAGUCUCCUAUGAUUCAUCCUUCCGGUAAAAAUAUUACUACCUGCUAGAAGAAUUCUUGUCUUCGACAUUACGAUCAUCCUUUCCGCUGAGGUGGUUCAGAAACUCUCAACUCUAUUGACGUUUUUCCAUGCGUCGAAAAUCGUACAGAAAAAAAAAGCCUAAACUUAACUGAGACGGAUUUUGCAAAAUAAAGAUACGCCUUUUGAUAUUUCCGUGGUGGAGCCAGCUAACUCCAAC